Molecule: messenger RNA, 1011 nt
Organism: Penicillium soppii
Lineage: Eukaryota; Fungi; Ascomycota; Eurotiomycetes; Eurotiales; Aspergillaceae
Product: metallophosphatase domain-containing protein
Exons: 1
Coding region: 1-1011 (336 amino acids)
Molecular function (GO): hydrolase activity
Source: RefSeq, a predicted model, not a curated record
AUGAGCGUCAAAACCCGCAUCUGCAUGAUAUCAGACACCCAUACAAGCCCACCAAACCCACCACAACAACUCAACAAUGCCUACCGUUACCCACUACCAAAAGCCAAUAUCCUGCUGCACGCCGGCGACCUCACGAAAGUGGGGUACCGCGUCGAGCACGAAACAAUGAUCGCAAUGCUCCAAGACGCUGACGCAGAACUAAAGCUCGUAAUUGCCGGUAACCACGACAUCACCCUAGACGAACAAUAUUUCACAACCUUCGGCUACACGCGCCACCUCCGACCAGAGCAUCUAGGUGCAGAAUCCAUUCUCCUCACAGACGACAGCACCCAAGCUGACCUCCGACAAUCAAAAACAAAAACCCCAAACGCAGACCAGCUGCGCUCCUACGCCCGCUCCAUCAAAGAUCUCUGGACCUGCGAUGCCGCCCGUAAUGCAGGAAUCAUCUACCUAGAAGAAGGCAUGCACUCCUUCACUCUCUCCACAGGCGCCACUUUCACAGUCUACGCCUCGCCCUACCAGCCGGAGUUCUACCGCUGGGCAUUCGCGUACGAGCGCGAUGAAGACCGCUACAAUGCUGCGCCUAAUGGCCACCAGCCCACUAAUCCAAUCCCCGAUUUCCCGGGUGUGGAUAUACUCCUAACGCACGGUCCGCCUGUGGGAAUCCUAGACCAAGUCCCGCCUGACUUGAAUGUUGGAUGUGAGCAUCUUCUUCGGGCAGCGGGGCGCGCGAGACCGCGCAUUCAUCUCUUCGGUCAUAUUCAUGAAGGGUGGGGUGCGCGGCGUGGGGUCUGGGGAUCUGAUGGGCUCAAGCUUGAAUCUGUGGCUACUGAUGCUGAGGAGAUGCUUGAAACUCGCUCCGCAUUUUAUGAUGUUAGUGGGCGGGCAGAACGGCCUUUGCGGUUUGGGGAGGAGACUUUGUUUGUUAAUGCUAGUGUCAAUACUGUGGGGUAUGAGGCGAGGAAUGCGCCUUGGGUUGUUGAUUUGGAGCUUCCUCUUGCUUCGGGGUGA